GCUUACAGUAUCAGCUAGCCAACUACGUCCUUACUACUUUCGUUUGUCUUCCAAGCAGUUCACCGUCUGUAAAGGUUUACUUAGUGGCCUCCAAUGAUAAACUGGUGAAGAUCCAUGCGUGUUAAUCCCACUCCUGCUAUAUUAUUAAUUUUGUGGAUAAACAUGGCGCAGCUGGGUGGACAAGAAGAAAAAGAAAAAACUACAGCCCUUAAAGAUUUGUUAUCCCGGAUAGACCUAGACGAGCUCAUGAAGAAAGACGAGCCUCCGCUCAAUUUCCCCAAGACCCUCGAAGAGUUCGAGUACGCCUUCAAUGACCAGGGACAACUGAGGCACAUUAAGACCGGAGAACCAUUUGUGUUCAAUUACCGGGAGGACUUGCACAGGUGGAACCAAAAGCGAUAUGAGGCGCUGGGAGAGAUCAUCACGCAAUACGUUUAUGAAUUGCUGGAGAAAGAAUGCAACAUGACUAAAAAAAUACUUCCAGUGGAUGCCACAGAGGAUGAACCCAAGAGCUUCAUCUACCUGAGCGAGGACGCGCUGACCAACCCGGACAAACUGCUGGUUCUGAUCCAGGGGAGCGGCGUGGUGCGGGCCGGCCAGUGGGCCCGCCGGCUCAUCAUUAACGAGGACAUGAACAGCGGCUCACAGAUCCCCUUCAUCACCCGGGCUAUGGAGGAGGGCUACGGAGUCAUCGUGCUCAACCCCAAUGAGAACUACAUGGAGGUGGAGAAGCCGCCCAAGCCCAGCCCGCCACAGCCCUCGCCCGACGGCUCGGACGAGCCCGCCGAGAAGAGGGAGCGCCGCGACGACAAGGAGCCCAAGAAGAAGCGGGACUUCUACGAGAAGUACCGCAACCCGCAGAAGGAGAAGGAGACGGAGCAGAUCCCCAUAAGGGAGAAUGGGUCACCAGAGGAACACGCCAUCUACGUGUGGGACAACUUCGUGUCGAAAUCGGUCGCCAAGAACGUGUUCUUCGUUGCGCACAGCUACGGCGGCUUGUCGUUUGUGGAGCUGAUGAUCCACAGGGAGGCGGAGGUGAAGAACCGGGUCUGUGCCGUGGCUCUGACCGACUCGGUCCACAAUGUCUGGCACCAGGAGGCGGGGAAGUCCAUCCUGGAAUGGAUGCAGGAGCACUGCUGUAACUGGGUGUCGAGCGCCGAGCCCUUGGAUACUCCGGUGGAGACCAUGUUACCAGACUGCCCACGCUUCUCGGCAGGUACGGAGCGGCACGAGCUGACUUCCUGGAGAAGUUUCCACUCCAUAUUCAAGUUCUUCGACGACGCCCUCCUCGCUCAGGACUGUGACGCCAAACCUUCCGCUACUGUAACCACACGCAGCUCCAACAGAAAUAAACAUGAAGAGUUUUAGAACAAGAA
Megalops cyprinoides (Indo-Pacific tarpon) is the source of this 1376-nucleotide messenger RNA. It is a transcript of the gene arb2a, whose product is annotated as family with sequence similarity 172 member A. Gene Ontology annotation, molecular function: siRNA binding. The coding region runs from base 115 to 1368 and encodes 417 amino acids. Gene Ontology annotation, biological process: regulatory ncRNA-mediated heterochromatin formation. The record is from RefSeq and is a predicted model, not a curated record. Lineage: Eukaryota; Metazoa; Chordata; Actinopteri; Elopiformes; Megalopidae. Gene Ontology annotation, cellular component: nucleus. The transcript has 11 exons.